GAUUUGGAGAAGAUGACGAUGGAAUGGGAAGAGAUGGUUUUCUUGACGAAUUCCACAGAGGCAGAUGAAGCUUCUCCAGCGCCGGAAGCUGAUGAUGGCGAUAUGUAUCCGAACAGAAAGGCAGCUACGAUCAUCGGAAUUACAAAACGAGAGUUUGUCAUUGCCGUACGGUUUUCGUCACCGAAUUUCCCAACGGUAGCCUUCUGCUGGAUCUGUGGGUUUCUCUUCAAGAUCAGAUCUGCGAAUCUACGACAGAAACUGAUUCUUACUCCUCGAAACAGAUCAGUGAUUUGUGCAUUCGAUUGA
Ilex paraguariensis (yerba mate) is the source of this 306-nucleotide messenger RNA. The record is from the annotation of a GenBank genome assembly. Lineage: Eukaryota; Viridiplantae; Streptophyta; Magnoliopsida; Aquifoliales; Aquifoliaceae.